Aspergillus heteromorphus CBS 117.55 is the source of this 1188-nucleotide messenger RNA. RefSeq lists its product as uncharacterized. The coding region runs from base 1 to 1188 and encodes 395 amino acids. The transcript has 4 exons. The record is from RefSeq and is a predicted model, not a curated record. NCBI's taxonomy places the organism in Eukaryota, Fungi, Ascomycota, Eurotiomycetes, Eurotiales, Aspergillaceae.
AUGCUGCAUCCCGUGACCCCGGAUCCACCGCCCCUCACCGCCUCCAGACUCUGGAGAUGUCGUAGCCUCAGGUGUCAAGGCAUAACUAAUGAAGACAUAGUGAUUAGUCAUUGUUUAUGGUGGACCAACGGCCGCCCGAGGGUCCAGAACGAUCAACCACCAUCUAUCUAUAAAGACUAUCUUGCGCAAGAAACGACGGAACCCAGCAGUCGCUCGCAGACUUUGAUCUACCAUGCAGAAGAUAAUAAUAGGUGGUGGAUCAAAGCUUCAAAGCAUCAACGACGCGUGUUAUACCAAGACUUCGUAACGCGAAUUAACUACGACUCGAUCCUUCUCCUCGCAGACACCGUAACUGAGAUCACACUGGGGGAUACGGCAACAACAGGUCAUCAAGAAGGGAAGUUCGCGGUGGAUGAUGCCACUGGCACGACGGAAAGUCUCAAUGUGUCCCUAAGAUGCAGGAUCCGAGAAGAUCCCCUCAGAGUUGUCUAUCCUUUGUGCGACGAGUUCCCUUAUUUUCGGAAGUUCACCACCGACCAGUUAAUAAGGGAUGCUGAAAUCACGGAAGGGGUAUUUUGGGUAUACAACAAUGGCAUACGAUAUGUUCUUAAGAUAGUGAAUCGCUCCAUUUACGAACCUCGCGAUACAGAUGUCUUUCGAAAGGAACUGCAGAAUCUCGAGUACUUUGCUGGUGUGCCGAAUAUUGUGCAAUCAGCGGGGGUUGCAGGAUCUACAAACCCUUAUAGGACUUCGAAUGGGAGUGGUGGUCAACUAGUCUUGACUGGUAUUCUACUUGAGGCAUAUUCUGGAGGAUCACUGCAGCAGGCAGCGAAAACUCAUAUGGAUAUAAAACCUUCAAAUGUUGUCUUGGACAGUGAGGGAAAUGCAGUUGUUAUCGACAUCAGUGGCAUUGGAGGGAUAUCCCGUCAGUGGUGUUCCCCAGAGAUUCAGGAUGAACUGUCUCCUUUUGAUCUUCCAUUUAGCCAACGUCGACUUAAUGAUGUUUGGGCGUAUGGGAAACUUCUCUCCAAGAUCGGAGCGCAUGCAAAAGACGACCCAUUUGCAAAAACUUUGAAGCAGGUUGCAGACUGUUUAAUGAAAGAAGGUUGCCAAACACGUAUGAGUUUAUCCAAGGCACUAUCUCAGCUCAAAGGUACGGAUAAUCAGACCAGAUAUACAAUGAUGUAG